Molecule: messenger RNA, 2697 nt
Organism: Aspergillus campestris IBT 28561
Lineage: Eukaryota; Fungi; Ascomycota; Eurotiomycetes; Eurotiales; Aspergillaceae
Product: calpain-like protein
Exons: 7
Coding region: 16-2526 (836 amino acids)
Biological process (GO): proteolysis
Cellular component (GO): cytoplasm
Molecular function (GO): calcium-dependent cysteine-type endopeptidase activity
Source: RefSeq, a predicted model, not a curated record
GACGACAAUGUCGAUAUGGUCUACACGCCCGAUCUUUCAUCACGCUCUGAGGGCGGAGCCCGGCGGAAACAACUGUCUCCGCAGGAGACGCUAAGAAGCUUCUGGGAUCAAUUCUAUACCAAAAGUCCCGGGAAAGUCUAUACCGUGCUGCCCGAUAACCCGUAUGCGCGCACCAAAGCCGCCGCCAUCCCCAGUGGCGUGGUGCAAGGGCAGGAAGCUGGGAAAUCUUACGAGCAGGUCCGGAGGGAAUGCGAGCGCGCUGUGGACCGCAUUGCUAGGGAGUGCGAACGGUUGAAUCAGAAGUAUACCGACCCUCACUUUGAUAUCGAGGUCGAUCUCAAGAAUGAUCGAAAUGAUUGCUUGUAUGGACUGGAUGAGAAGAAUUUUGUCAUGCGACCCCGUGGUGUCAAGAGAGUCACUGAAAUUUUCGACAAUCCGCAGUUUUAUGUCAAUGGGCCGACGGCGUCGGACGUACGCCAGGGCCGCGACGGGGACUGUUGGUUUAUGGCAGCACUGUGCACAAUGGGCAACAAGGAAGGUCUCAUUGAGAAGAUAUGCGUCGCCCGGAACGAAAGGGUCGGGGUUUAUGGGUUUGUCUUUUACCGAGAUGGCGAGUGGCAGCAGUGCCUCAUCGACGAUAAGCUCUAUCUACGAUCAGCAGACUACGACGAAUCGAUAGAUGAGCGACAUGUGUGGGAUGACAUCAAUCGGUCCGACGCCGAGGAAGAGUACCGAAAGGUUUUCCAGACAGGCUCACGUGCGCUCUACUUCGCUCGUUGCGCGGAUGAGAAUGAAACAUGGCUUCCUUUACUGGAGAAAGCAUAUGCCAAAGCCCAUGGCGAUUACUCCGCCAUUGAAGGGGGGUUUGUAGGGGAAGCUAUCGAAGAUCUGACAGGUGGUGUUACUUCCGACAUAUUGUCCAGUAACAUCCUUGACAAGGACCGGUUCUGGAGGGAAGAUCUUAUGAAAGUCAACAAGGAUUUUCUUUUUGGCUGUGGUACGGGUCUGUAUGCCAAUUGGCUCGACCCCAAAUACAAGGGUCCCCCGAGAGACCGAAAAGGCAUAUCCGAGAACCACUCGUACUCGAUCAUGGAGGCUAAGGAGAUUGACGGCCAACGUCUGCUUCGAUUGAGGAACCCCUGGGGCAAAAAAGAGUGGACCGGCGCAUGGAGCGAUGGCUCGGAGCAGUGGACACCCCAGUGGAUGGAAAAGCUGGGCCAUAAAUUUGGGAACGACGGAUUCUUCUGGAUCUCGUACAACGAUCUCUUGAAGAAGUACCAGCAUUUCGAUCGUACUCGACUAUUCGACAGUCACUGGACUGUUGUUCAGCAAUGGACUACGCUGAAUGUGCCGUGGUCCGCCGAUUACCUUGCCACUAAGUUCUUGAUGACCGUGACCAAAGGCGGUCCCCAGGUUAUCGUUCUGUCCCAGUUGGACCCUCGGUACUUCAAAGGCCUCAGAGGCGAAUACGACUUCCUCCUCAAGUUCCGCAUCCAGAAAGAGGACGAAGACAACUACAUCGUUCGCAGCCACAGCAGCUACCUGAUGAGCCGAUCCGUCAACACCGAAGUCAACCUCGAACCCGGCCGUUACCACAUCCUCAUGAAAAUCACAGCCUACCGGUACCACGACAUAGAGUCAACCGAAGAAGUCGUCAGCCGGAUGGCACCCAAGCGGCGGGAGAAGCUCGUCCAGAUCGGGCUUUCGUACGACCUCGCCCACGCCAAGGGCCUCCUCGUCGAGACAGACCACGAGCGACAAACCCGCGAAGAAAUAGAAGAGCGGCGCAAACACGCCGAGCGAAAAAAGCUGCGCGCGGAUACCAAAAAGCGGCUCGAACGGGAAUGGAUCCGCUCGCGCAAGAUGCACGCCCGCAAAAAGCGCACAGCAGAGCGCCUCGAACGUCUCGCUGCAUCCAAGCCCAGUCCCAGUGCCCAAAGCCACCCCGGCGAGCAGAUCCUCCCCGACGGCGGCCCCGUGCAGUCCCCGGCCGACCUCAACGGCAAUUUCAGCCCCGACCUAGGCGGGCGCGAAAAGGCCCCCAACAGCAUCCCCUCCAUCCCCACCGUCCGCUUCAACGGCAUCGACACGCACGGACACCGACACCCGCGGAGAAUCGAAACCCUCCGGUCCAGUAUAGACACAACAUACUCCAACUACCGGUCCUCGUUCCAGUACCACCAAGACGAGCGGGAGCUCCUCGAGGGGUUCGAGUUCGACUCGGACCUGGACAUGCCCUGCGAGGAACCUUCCGCCCCCACCGCAGGACCGAAAACCUCCGCCGCCUUGUCGACCAGCACCCGGUACAUGGACGACGAGUGCAUCACCGACCCGUGGAAUGCCGUCUGCGUGAUCGGUCUGCGCGUCUACUCCAAGGACCCGCAGCUGUCUCUCCAGGUUGUUAGGCCCAUGCCUGAAGAUGAGGUCGAGGCUACCCUGGAUAUGGAUGACCCUGCUGCGAGUGCGACUUCUGAGAAGGGGGCGCUGGGCCGGAUGUUGCGGUCUGUGGCGUAUCUUUCAGACUAGGUUUGCUUUCUUUUCUUCUUUCUUUUCUCUCUUCUUGUGCUUCAUUGCUAUUAGCAUACUAGCAUCUUUCAAGCGACUAUCCUCCUGCAGGAACAAACGGGCAAAAUAAUAGAUAAAGUACGCAAGUAUAGUUGAUUUUUAGUUUGGAUAAUUUCGGCAGUGGAUAUCUAU